Sitodiplosis mosellana (orange wheat blossom midge) is the source of this 1439-nucleotide messenger RNA. RefSeq lists its product as uncharacterized. Bases 102 to 1019 code for a protein of 305 amino acids. NCBI's taxonomy places the organism in Eukaryota, Metazoa, Arthropoda, Insecta, Diptera, Cecidomyiidae. The transcript is spliced from 2 exons. The record is from RefSeq and is a predicted model, not a curated record.
GGUCUCUGAAUUGCCGGUUUUGUGGUAAAAAAAUAUUUGUUGAGUGUCUACGCCAGCUUGAUGAAUUGAGAACGAAGGAGUUAUUGCAUGCGUUUGAACUGAUGUCUAAAACUGUAAGAAGUGAUGGUACUUUCGAAUGGAAGAUAUUAUCGGACAAACCCAGCAAAUAUUCCGAAUUUCUUCAAAUGUUCAGCGCUGAUUCAAUAUUCGGAAUAACAUGUCAUUGCUGUGCAACUAAGUUUAACAAGAUAACCACUGAAGUGGAGCACAGAGAAGUAUCCAUUCAGCGAUUGAGUGAAGAAAUCGUUAAAUCUGUCAACAAAUCGAUACAAAACAAAUUGAAUAAUGGUUUAAUUGAUUUAGGUGCAUCAUCUUCAGCUAGUCAUAGUGACAACAAAAACACCAAUCCGAAAAAAACACCGGGGCCACAAAAAAUCACACCGAUAAAUGGUAUUUAUUCAAUUCAUGUUUCUCGUUUGCCGAAAGAUGCUACCUCCGAUGAUGUAACUGCCAUUAUCAUUGCCAACUCUGAAAUUCACACUGAUGCCUUUUCUGUUGAGAAAAUUCCAAACAAACGGUUCAAAGUGAAAAAGCAAUCUGAUGGUACAGCUCAGAAGAAAAAUAAACAAAACGCCGAAAAAAAACGAACAACACAACAUAAUUCUGAUAACAACAACAAUCGGCAAACCAAAGGCAAACCAAAUGCACAUUUUCAACGAGAGCAAAAUGACAAUCAGCGAAAGACACGAUAUUCCAACAGAAAUCAUCGUUUUGAAAAUUUCUCUCGUCCAUACAAUCACAAUCGGAGAUUUCAAAAUCAAAAUGUGUAUAGCCAACGGCUAAGUCAGUGGCAGCAACCUGCUCCUUUUCUGCAGCAACCAUUUUUCCAUCCGCCGUAUGUGAUACCAGGUUUGCAACAAAUGCAUCAUCAUCCAUCACAAAUUCCAAUGCAAAUGCCACAACAUCUACCACCACAAAUGCUAAUGUAUGCACAACCUCAGCCAUUUUAUCACAGUUAAACCCAGCCUUCUCCACCUCAUCAUUCUGUUUAAAUCCACUUUUUGCCACAUCAUUUCACAUUCAGCAGCCACAUCAACAACAUCUAUUCAAUAAUGUAGUUCCAAUGUUGGAUGAAGCUGCAAUGUAUUGCAAUAAUAUGAAUGGCAUCAAAGAUAAAGAAAAAGCGAUAAACUUUCUUGCUGAAGUGCUUGCGUCGUCUUUCCUUUUUUACAUGUUGAGCGAAUCACACCUCAGUCCUGAUGUCGCCUCUUCUGAAUUUUUUCCACAAAAUUUCGAAGUGUUUCGCUGUGACAGAUCUGCGGACACUGAAAAAUAUCAGCGAGUCAAGAAGAAAGGCUGGGGUGGUGUACUAAUUGCAGUAGAAAAAUCGUUGCAACCACAAUGUAUUGGAACAGCCGAACAUCUUGGAGCGGAACAAG